Molecule: messenger RNA, 1065 nt
Organism: Calliphora vicina (urban bluebottle blowfly)
Lineage: Eukaryota; Metazoa; Arthropoda; Insecta; Diptera; Calliphoridae
Product: putative gustatory receptor 58a
Exons: 1
Coding region: 1-1065 (354 amino acids)
Biological process (GO): sensory perception of taste
Cellular component (GO): membrane
Source: RefSeq, a predicted model, not a curated record
AUGUCACUACAUUUAAUAGAAUUACUUUACAAUGGCAUUUUCAAAAUAAUAUAUUUUUAUUGCCUGAUAUUGGGCAUAAUACCGGGUGUCUAUGAUUGGCAAGAACUUAAAUUUAAAGUAACUAAACUGUAUCUUAUAUUCAGUGUCUGUAUACAAUUAACUUUUGUGGGCCUAACACUGCUGUCUUCACCUUUUAUGCUGCACAAAAAUAAUUAUAUGAGUAAUAAGCCUAUACUGCAAUGGACUCAAAUGGUGGGUACCGUAGCCAGGAUUACCACAAUUAUAGCCAUCAGUGUUCAGAUUUGGCUUGGAAGACAAGGUUAUAUGGAUUUAUGUGACAUGUAUAAUAGAUUUUUGCACAAGUAUCAUGAUUUCUUAAAAAGUAUUCGCUGUAAUAUUGAGAACGCUUUCAAGAAGGAAGAUAAACGUUUGAAAAAACUCAUGAUUUAUAAAUUUAUUUCGUUACACUUGCAUGCCUUUGCCAUUUCCUCUAUGUAUAUGGAAAUGCAAGAAAAUCCUGAUCAGGGCUAUUAUAUUAUGGUCGCCCUAAACACAAUGCAGGGUCUUUAUCUUUUGACGGCCAACUUACAAUUCAUGUUGGUGUUAUGUCAAAUGAAUAUGAGAUUUUCUUAUAUCAAUAUUUCUCUAGAAGCGCUGCAGCAUGAAAAGUUUCCAGCCAACGAUUUAUUGAAUUAUUAUUUAAUUUUGUAUAAAAUGCAUAUGGAAUGUUUUCAAAUGGCACGUUUAGUUCUGAAGUCUAGUAAAACGGUGACUUUUUUCAUGCUGCUGAAAAUUUUCACCACCAAUAUUAUAAUAUUGUAUCAUGCGGUAUUGGUGAUAAUGAGCACUUUACAUUCUAAUAGUACGGUGAAUUUGAUUGGUACUUUGUGCAUAGUGAACUUUUAUUGGGACACUUUACUGAUAAUUACGGCCAUUGAUCAGGUUUUGUGGUCGUGUAAUCGGACGGCAUCAAUAUUACAAGCAACUUGCUUUGAAUUGAGGCGGAGAGAGGAUAUAGAGAUGUUUGGAAAAUUGACGCAAUUGGUAAGUAAUGAAAAUCAUUAA